UUAUCCUUCUAAAGGAUAUCGGAUUUCUUAUUCCUAAAUUGACGUGGAGCACCCCGUCAUGCUGGUCUCCAGGCUGCUGGUGGCGGUAGCCUUGCUCGCCGCCGUUGACGCUUGGAAGUGGAAAAGCCUCUUCGACGACAGCGACGCCGACAGUGUGGUGACCGUCGCUGCCGACGGGAGAGCAGUCUUUCCAGUUUUCAGGACUUACAGCGGUUACAGGACGCUGCUCCUGCGGCUGCCGGUCUCGGCCUCCCCCGACUACGGCCCGGCCCUCGUCACCCGGGUGCGGCACGUGUACAGCUUGCCGCCGCCGCUGCCGCCGCCGCGCGCGCGGUACGGCCCGCCUGUGGCCGCCCCCAGCGCCGGCCCCGGAGCUGGGGCCAACCCCCACAGCGCGGCAGCAGCGACCGCGGCGGCAGUAGCGGCCUCCGUCGCUAGAACGAUCCUAGAGGUAAGGUCAAAGUCCAUGCUGCAUGGAUCUAGAAAGGUAUAA
Messenger RNA from Frankliniella occidentalis (western flower thrips), 493 nucleotides. RefSeq lists its product as uncharacterized. The transcript has 2 exons. Lineage: Eukaryota; Metazoa; Arthropoda; Insecta; Thysanoptera; Thripidae. Bases 59 to 493 code for a protein of 144 amino acids. The record is from RefSeq and is a predicted model, not a curated record.